UCAGUUUACUAACAUGGCAGCUGUGAAGAGUCCGAUGGUGGAUCAAGAUGGAACUUUUGGUCGGUUGCACAGAGAUAUCCUCAUGUCUUCACGCCGUACAGGACUGAAGUCAAACGAAGAGGUUGACUGGAAAGAGAGGGAUCCCAAACCUAUACCUGUCACAGUGCGACGACAGAGCUCGACUUUCAAGCGGUUCGCACUUGCCAACCAGUUGCAAGAAAGCGAUGUAAAGACAUCUGUCUCCCUGGCACCCAGCAAGGUACUGGACACUGACACGGGUCUGCAGCUCUCCAUGAAAGCUAACAGUAUACUUGGGGGCAGCACCUGGACUCAGAACCUUGAGAAGGAGUUCGUGAAACUGGACGCAAAAUCAUCAAACGUUACAGCAGGAGAAGAGGAAGGAGCCCCAACAGUUUUGAGCGGGUCUGAAGAACCAAGAGAACAAUCGGUGUUCCACCUGACUGAAACGGAGAAAUACAUCCUGAAACAAAUCAUGAACAUGACCCAUGAUAGGGCGGGUCUUCAGGCCCACCGAAAGCUGGCAGAAACCCAUUUAGUCAGAGUGCAGACCCACAUGGAAGAGGCGCAGCCGAGUGAGAUUGCGCAGGGAGGCUACAUACAUCUUCCUGAUAGAACUAAGAUGAAGAGACAUUACAUGAAGAAACUUGGGAGGAAAGCUACAAAGACGGAAGUGCAGGUCCCUAAAGAAUGCUGUACCAUGUUGGGAAACGUUGCGAAGUACGAUCCAGCUCGCCGGAGACACGAUUUAAAGAAUACGAUAAUUCCCCUGAUCCCUGGCUCACUUCCUAACCCAGAGUUCAGAUUUCGCCACGUGUUUGUUGUCGACAUGGCCUAUAUGGAGAAAAACAAGGUAGACCUGACAAACGACAGAGUGCCAGUGUUCUCCGCAGCUCAUCCUGGUGACAAAUAUCUUUUCUCUAAAGAGAUUUCAGAAGAAAUCAAGGCUAGGAGUAAAAGAUUACUUGCUGCUAUCAGGAUUGCGUUCAAUAAUAGAUUGUACUGGAAAGAUGUAUUAAAGGGAAAAUCAAAACCUACGGCAGUGUUAGAGGACACAGAAAACGAAGAAGUAUACAAAAGAGAAUGUGAACAGUUCAUCUCCAACCCCCUUUCUUGCAGGUCUAUGAUGUAUUAUGUGGACGUGUACGACCCUACCCAAGAGUACGAUUGUCCUUCUCAGGGUUAUGUCGGUGUCCUGGAAACCUCUCCCAGAUUACUAGCUGUUCAAGAGGGAGAAAAGUUCAAAGAGCGGCUGAUGUCGCACAUCUGCAACGACGGAUCCCUCUUUGAGACCUGCCUCUCUCUCCCCCGUCUGUGGAGACACAACUUCUACAACAGUACAGCUGGUUCCGACGGUGUACUGGACAGGGCUCCCUCGGUAAUCGUGCUUCCGCUUGAUUUCGGGCUGGCGGGGGGUGUGGUGAAGUCCAAGCAGACUGAUCGUUUACGGUACCUGGAGGGACGGUACAUGAAGUAUUUUGGGGGAGUCAGUCCUGUAACGUUGAACAUGAAGAAUCCUGUUUACAGUACUUGAGCGCCGCUUGUUUUGUAUUAAGUGAGAUAGUUUUUGAAAUAUUUGUAUGUUGAAAAGUUCACAAAGAAUUAUGUGGAUGUAUUGUGUUUUUCCGCACGGGUGUGAUAUAUUUGGUAUGAGAGGGUCGAUAUAUUUGUGUGACUGAUGGGACAGUCACGUGAUGGUUUUUUAUAUCUUCUAGUUCUAAUAUCAUUUGAAAACUCGGUCAUGAGAUUUCUACGUUGAUAAACAUAUCAAAGAAAAUAUACAUAUUAUAUGAUUUGUUGCUAUUUGAGUAGGUGUAAUGUGUAUGAAAUUUAAUAGUGUUUAUAAUUGUUACACAGAACAUAAGGCUAUAUUUAUAAUUAAAUCUGAUUUGUUCAUUUUCAAAAUAUGACCAUAAUAUUUGAUCAAAAAGCUUUAUAAAUUACAAUCCGAUCAUGUUCACUAAUACUCUAAUAUAAGUUAAUUUAUAAGCAAUGGGGUCCCGAAUUAAAAGUGGAAACAUUUUCUUUUUAAGCGAACAUUAUAUUUAUAGUGAUGAAACCGAAUAAUGACAUAAUUUGCAGGCAUUGUCAGAACUUAGUAAGUGUAAAAGUAGAUGUAGCCAAAUUUGUAUUUGAAUUGUAAUUGUGUAAUAACGUUUCUUAAUAUAAUUUGAUUUACACAUGAAAGUUCCCCCCUA
Messenger RNA from Bolinopsis microptera, 2216 nucleotides. RefSeq lists its product as uncharacterized. The transcript has 12 exons. NCBI's taxonomy places the organism in Eukaryota, Metazoa, Ctenophora, Tentaculata, Lobata, Bolinopsidae. Bases 14 to 1552 code for a protein of 512 amino acids. The record is from RefSeq and is a predicted model, not a curated record.